Molecule: messenger RNA, 1053 nt
Organism: Meira miltonrushii
Lineage: Eukaryota; Fungi; Basidiomycota; Exobasidiomycetes; Exobasidiales; Brachybasidiaceae
Exons: 1
Coding region: 1-1053 (350 amino acids)
Biological process (GO): pyrimidine nucleotide-sugar transmembrane transport
Cellular component (GO): Golgi membrane
Molecular function (GO): UDP-galactose transmembrane transporter activity
Source: RefSeq, a predicted model, not a curated record
AUGAAGACCUUACUGCUGUUAACCCUUACGGCCUAUACCUCAUUCACAACUUAUAUUCUUCAUAGAUCAAGAAAUGUUCCCGCAAGCGAUCAGUAUUUAUCGGCAACAUCAGUAGUGAUGGGUGAGCUAGUAAAACUUUCUAUCUCAGUAGCCCUACUUUAUAAAGAUAAUUGGUACCAAGACUCGUCUCAUCAAUUACCUAAUACGAAAAAAGACUUGAUCAACACGGAGUCGGAAAUAUCUUUAAUUGAAAUCUUUAAGAGGGUUUGCGAUAAAGAUAUUUUACGUAUCGUUUUCCCAGCAAGCCUUUAUGUCAUACAGAGCAUGUUUCAGCUGACUGGUAUGAUGUAUCUCUCACCUUUAACAUAUCAAACUUUAUCUCAAUUCAAAAUCAUUGCCGUCGCAUCUUUAUCUACCUUUCUUUUAGGUAAAAGGCUUAAUUCACGUCAUUGGAUUGCUAUUUUUACGCUUCUUAUCGGAGUCAUCAUGGUUCAAAUGAAUGCUAGAGCCUCUCUUAUACACAGACUGGUUAAAAAAGACAUAUUGCCGGAUAUCAAACCGGUCGGUAUUGAUGUUUUUAUCGGUCCUAUCUUUAUUUUGGUUUCUUGCUUCCUAGGAAGUCUAGGCGGUAUCCUAUUGGAGAAAAAAAUAAAGCGAGAUUCAAGACCAGGGGCCCUCUGGAUUUUCAACGCCCAGCUUUCUAUUAUCAGUCUACUACCGGCUUUCUGUAUUCUAUUAUCAGAAUGUUACCAGAAAGGAGUAUCUAAUCCGUUUAUAAACUUUUCAUCGUUAGCAUGGAUUACAGUUUUUGCUCGUGCAGGCGGCGGUAUUCUCGUGGCUUUAAUUUUAAAACACGCAGACAACAUUUUAAAAGCCUUUGCAACGUGCGCCGCUAUUCUUCUUACACUAUGUGUGACUGCUAUCUCCUAUGGCAUAUAUCCAUCUUAUCAUGUCUGUAUAGGGGCCGCUAUGGUGAUUACCAGUACUGUAGGUUAUGCAAUAGCCGAGCAACAGGAAAAGCAAACAGCGCAAAUGCCGAUGGAAAAGUCUUAG